AUGGCCAUUCCUUGGAACGAAGAAUCGGUCUUUGAGUCCUACGACAUCAUCGAGCCAACAUUCAAGACUGUCGCUUCCCACGACAUCAAAACAGCUAUCCUCGUACCCAAAGGACUCAAACCUGGUGCCCAUCCGGUCAUCUACCACAUCCACGGCGGCUUUCUCGUCAUGGGCCACGCCUUGUUUGCGCCCUUUUUUGCAAAGUGGGUUGAUAAACUGGCGCUGAAGAACAAUGCAAUCAUCAUCUCCCCUGAUUACCGUCUUUUACCUUCUGCGAAUGGUCUUCAGGAUAUUCUUGAAGAUGUCGAAGACGGAUGGCAGUGGACGAAGUCGCAACUACCUGGCGUUCUGGAGAAUAGUUUUCCAGGCAUUUCAAUGGACCUUUCGCAUACGUUACUCGUUGGUGGUUCUGCUGGUGGCUACUGCGCAACUCAGCUGGCUCUUUCUCAUCCAGAUGACUUCCAGUCUCUUGGCCUCGUCUACCCUUUGAUCGAUAUUGACGACAGAAUCUAUACCGAAGGCCCUCGCUCAGACGAACCUACCAUCUUACGCAUGCCAGUAGAAGAAUUUCCUUCCAAGGAGGAUACUCUAGCCUGGAUCGAAGAGAAUCGCAAAGUCCCCGAAACCAGAGCCGGUUUCGAAAGAACCCCUUACGCUGCUGCUGCCGCUCAGCGGGGACUCUUUGCGUCUCAUCUGCUCGACAACAAAGGCUUGAACAGCGCCGAGUUCAGACCGAUUAAGAGAAUUGAGGCCGGAGCUAGACUGCCAACCAAGACGUGGAUUAUGCACGGUAACGAUGACUCAACUGUGCCAGUUCGUGCUUCCCACAAGUUUGUGGAAUUCAUCUCGCAGAAGCUCCCUGAGGUCACUGUGCGCUUUGAUGUGGUUCCUGGCGAAGACCAUGGAUUUGACUUUGAUGAGAAGAGGUGGGAGUCCUUUGAAGAUGAGGCACUCGGUUUCAUCACGGAGCCGUGGCUGGCUGAAUCUUGA
Molecule: messenger RNA, 990 nt
Organism: Fusarium sp. VM40
Lineage: Eukaryota; Fungi; Ascomycota; Sordariomycetes; Hypocreales; Nectriaceae
Source: the annotation of a GenBank genome assembly